UGAAAUUCCUCGUUCAUUGCCUAUCAAAGUUAAUAAAUUAAUUGAUUUACCUGAAGAUUUUGGAGAAUUGGUGAAUAUGAGUGUCCGGUUUAGGUGUCCAAUAAUCGGCGAAUUAACAACAAUGGUUCCAACAUUGUGUUUAUGUUGUGGAACAAUUUUAUGUUCUCAUAGUUAUUGUUGUGAAACUGAGGUUGUUGGUAAAAAAAUGGGAGCCUGUGCUUAUCAUUUAAGUCAUUGCCAUGGUUCUACUGGAAUAUUUUUGAGAAUUCGCGAAUGCCAAAUUUUCUUUCUUUAUAUUGCUGGAGAAUCUAUUAGAGGUUGCUUUAAAAAUGCACCUUAUGUUGAUGAAUUUGGAGAGACUGACCCUGGAUUUAGACGUGGAAAUCCUAUGCGUUUAAACAAAGAACUUUAUUGGAAAAUUCAAAGGCAGUGGUUACAUCAAGAAAUUGCUGAAGAAGUUAUAAAUCAAUAUGAGUUGAAUCAUCGAAAUAUUGCCUAUGAUUGGCAACAUUUUUGA
This is a messenger RNA of Meloidogyne enterolobii, 517 nucleotides long. NCBI's taxonomy places the organism in Eukaryota, Metazoa, Nematoda, Chromadorea, Rhabditida, Meloidogynidae. The record is from the annotation of a GenBank genome assembly.